AUGAGCACCCCGAUGCCCCUCGAGGGUCGAGGCCUGGCUAUCUUUGUCAUCUCGGCCAUUUUCAUGUUCAUUACGAUUGUGACAGUCUCAUUAAGAUGCUUUGUCCGUUCAUUCAUUGUCCGGGCCUUUGGUUGGGAUGAUGUCCUCAUGCUCGUUGCACUGGCACUAUUCAUUGUAUUGGCAAUAUGCUGCAUGAUUGGAACAGCGAAUGGAGUUGGUCAUACAAACUUACAAUUCGCAGAACUCGCAAGCACCGAGGUUUUCGUAAGAGCGCUUAUGUGGUGGUGGCUUAGUCAAGUCUUUUACAUCUGGGCGUCCGGCGUCGCCAAAGUCUCAAUCGCCGUUGCACUGCUUCGGUUGACAGUGAAGAAGGUGCAUCGCAUCAUUCUUUGGGGAACAAUCUCUUUGACCAUUAUAAUCGGUCUAAUAUUUUGGCUCGUUUUAAUCUUCGAAUGCCACCCGAUCUCCUUUUUCUGGACUCAAGCGGACGGAAAGCACACCGGGAGCUGUUUACCAGUGAAGACAUUGCUCGAUGUUGCAUAUGUCUACAGCGCUUUCACAAUCGUAUGCGAUUUCACUCUUGGCUUCCUACCCGUCUUCUUAGUCUGGGAACUACAGAUGAACCGCAGGACGAAAACUGCGGUUGGAGGUAUUCUCAGCUUGGGAGCUAUUGCGAGUGUAGCCGUCAUCAUUCGACUACCCUUCCUUCAUCACUAUGCCGACACUAAUUUCCUAUACUCCACUUAUCAAAUCGCCAUCUGGACUAUCAUCGAAACCGGUCUUGGCAUCACCGCAGGUAGCCUCACUACCCUUCGCCCUCUAUUCCGCUGGCUCCUCGAUGGGAGCAUGUCCUACGGCCGGAACGGGCAUACCCCGGAACGAAGCUCAGGACGGUAUCGUCUAUCUAGCUUCAGGCAUGAUGGCGCGAAACAUUCUCAGGAUCCCAACCUUUGGCGUCCCGACACCGAUGCCAAUACCAAAACUCUGGUGGAAAUUGCAUCCUCACCUCGGUCACAGGUAUCUAGCGAUGCCAACAGUAGCCAGGAAGCUUUGAACCCCGGGCCGAAUCCAUUGGGUCAACGGAGUGGGGGCGUCACAGUUGAGCGUAGUUUUGUGCAGGUGGUCUCGGACCGAGAAUCAUAG
Penicillium pulvis is the source of this 1143-nucleotide messenger RNA. RefSeq lists its product as uncharacterized. Bases 1 to 1143 code for a protein of 380 amino acids. The record is from RefSeq and is a predicted model, not a curated record. The transcript has 5 exons. Lineage: Eukaryota; Fungi; Ascomycota; Eurotiomycetes; Eurotiales; Aspergillaceae.